Messenger RNA from Cheilinus undulatus (humphead wrasse), 1374 nucleotides. It is a transcript of the gene upb1, whose product is annotated as ureidopropionase, beta. Gene Ontology annotation, molecular function: beta-ureidopropionase activity. NCBI's taxonomy places the organism in Eukaryota, Metazoa, Chordata, Actinopteri, Labriformes, Labridae. The record is from RefSeq and is a predicted model, not a curated record. The coding region runs from base 168 to 1319 and encodes 383 amino acids. The transcript is spliced from 10 exons.
GCCACUAGACCAACAAGGUUGGCUCAUCUCUCCAAAAUCCUGAAUUACGAAAGACUACUGUAACCACAGAGGAUUAUAUAAGGAAUACAGACCGAUCUAUAUAACGUGCUCUCAGUUUGACAAACUGCACUGAUCCGUGGAGAAGCUACAGACAAAGAUCUGCAGAAAUGUCAGCGUGUGAGUUUGAAUCUCUGGAGAAAUCUCUGGAGUCUCACCUGCCUGAAGCCGAGCUCAGAGAGGUCAAACGGAUCCUGUUCGGGAAGGAGACGGAGAAGUUGGAGCUCCCAACAUGUGCUGUGGAUGCCGCCUCAGAGCGUAACUUUGAGCUGAAGGGGUACAGGUUUGAAGCUGCACAGGAACAACUGAGACCGCCCAGGAGGAUCCGUGUGGGACUCAUCCAGCACCAGAUUGUUCUUCCAACUGAUGCCCCCAUACUGGAACAGAUCAGUGCCAUGCAUGACCGGAUUGGUGGAAUGGUUGAGGUAGCAGCAAUGUGUGGGGUGAACAUAGUCUGCUUUCAGGAGACCUGGACCAUGCCUUUUGCUUUCUGCACACGGGAGAAAGAUCCAUGGACAGAGUUUGCAGAGUCUGCUGAGGAAGGAAUCACGACACGCUUCUGCCAAGAGCUGGCCAAGAAAUACAACAUGGUAGUGAUUUCUCCAAUUCUGGAGCGAGAAGAGCAGCACAGCACUCUGUGGAACUCAGCAGUGGUGAUCUCCAACUCAGGGAAUGUGAUGGGAAAAAGCAGGAAGAACCAUAUUCCCAGGAUCGGGGACUUUAAUGAGUCUACAUACUACAUGGAGGGAAACACUGGUCACUCAGUGUUUCAGACGCAGUUUGGCAAGAUAGCUGUGAAUAUCUGCUACGGCCGCCAUCACCCUCUAAACUGGUUUAUGUACAGUAUGAAUGGAGCAGAGAUCAUCUUCAACCCUUCAGCCACUGUUGGAGCUCUCAGUGAGCCCAUGUGGUCGAUAGAAGCCAGGAAUGCAGCCAUAGCUAACCACUGUUACACUUGUGCAAUCAAUCGUGUUGGAACAGAACAUUUCAAAAGUGAAUUUACAUCUGGUGAUGGGAAAAAAGCUCAUCAUGACUUCGGACACUUCUAUGGAUCCAGCUAUGUGGCUGCUCCCGAUGGCAGCCGUACUCCUGGGCUCUCCAGGACCAGAGAUGGACUACUUGUGGUAGAAAUGGAUCUCAACCUGAACAGACAAAUCAGUGACAAAUGGAGUUUUAAGAUGACUGGGCGGUAUGCUGAGUACGCAGAGGAACUCACCAAGGCAAUGAGACCUGACUUUAACCCAAAGAUAGUGAAGGAGUAGACGAUGUUUCACUGUAGCUGAUCUAAAUGUGAAAAAUUCUGUUUUCUAUUUGUCA